AUGACGAAAACUUGUGCAGGCUGCUCUGCAAAUCUUCGUAAGGAGUAUUUGGUUUGUCAUAAUUGUAAUGAUUCUUAUGAUCUCCUGUGUGCAAACUUGACUCAAAAUAAAUUCAGUUUAAUGAGUAAAGAUAAUAAAAAUACCUGGAUCUUUCAUGCCUCCCGUUGCAAAAUACCAAAGCAUGACAAUACAAAUACUCUGGUCCGCAUCAGCACCUCGAAGCCAUCAAAUACCUCACCCGCUCCUCCUAACUCUGACCAUUCUAAUGUUAUCAUGCGAUACAAAAGUCGACAGGGAGUCCCAGACAACCAAAUAAGCGGGAGUUCGAAUACAUCGUUGUGGGACUCACAAUUAGAGGAUAAACAUGUUUCUACCGUGAAUAACCUAUAUAUGGAAGAAAUACGAGGUAUAGUGAGGGAUGAAUUUAACAUUGCUUUUUCGCAUUUUGAAACUAAUUUGCUAAAAAAUAUGGAGAUAAAAAACAAUGAACUUAUAGAGCGUGUAGAGCAAUUGACAACCUCACUUAAUUUCUUCGAAAUAAAAUAUGAAGAAAUUCGUGCUAAUGUACAAACUAAAAAUGAAUUGCUGAAAAAGUUAGAACAUGAAAAUAAAGAGCUAAAAAGUUCAUUCGCGGACUUCAGCGCCAGGCUUGCAACAAACGAAACACCAUUAGAGGGCUAG
Molecule: messenger RNA, 681 nt
Organism: Parnassius apollo (apollo)
Lineage: Eukaryota; Metazoa; Arthropoda; Insecta; Lepidoptera; Papilionidae
Source: the annotation of a GenBank genome assembly